Molecule: messenger RNA, 720 nt
Organism: Letharia columbiana
Lineage: Eukaryota; Fungi; Ascomycota; Lecanoromycetes; Lecanorales; Parmeliaceae
Exons: 2
Coding region: 1-720 (239 amino acids)
Source: RefSeq, a predicted model, not a curated record
AUGGUGGCAACAGACUCGUCACCUGCUGUAGGGUACUGUUCUGGUAUUGAUAAUGACCCCGUCACGACAAUAUACGGAUACGGGUAUUGGCCUUCUGAGGAAGGAUGUGGCCCUGGAGCAGCGUGUUGUCCAUCUGCGACACCUGACGUUGGGCAAUAUCUUUUUAACGCUGGUGAAACUGUCUUUCUUGGCUGUGGCCUCCUACCUUUCACCUACACCGCCUUCUUCUCAGCGGAGGCCGGGUUUGCGAGCCCGUCGACGCCUGCUGCGGCUCAAACUCCAGCUUCUGCUACCGCUACAACCACAUCGCUGCCUCAUUCAACCACCGAUCUUCUGGCGGGCGUCACUACCCGCCCCGUUUCAGAUACCUCCACAACCCCAGUGGCACCACUUCCAUCGCAAACAGCCACAUCAUCAACCUUCUCAAGUACAACAACGAGAACAGUAGUGAUCGUUGGGGCGGUUGUUGCUCUGGUCGGUGGUCUAGUGUUCCUGUGGUUUCUAUUCAUGGCCUGGAAAAUCCACCAGGCGCACAAGUACCCGAAGCAACAAUAUAGGCCCCUUUCGUGUCAGGGCUCGACCGCCUCGCCCCAACCAGGGGCUCCUGUCAACAAGAGCGGGCUGAGUAAGUGGGCAAAGAUUGCUACGGUCAUCAGUCCAAUAUUUGCUAUCGUUGGGUUGGCUGUGGCAAUAUACUUUGGACUCAAGCAGCAGAAAUGA